Molecule: messenger RNA, 4967 nt
Organism: Esox lucius (northern pike)
Lineage: Eukaryota; Metazoa; Chordata; Actinopteri; Esociformes; Esocidae
Product: mitochondrial glutamate carrier 1
Exons: 9
Coding region: 242-1237 (331 amino acids)
Biological process (GO): aspartate transmembrane transport; L-glutamate transmembrane transport; malate-aspartate shuttle
Molecular function (GO): L-aspartate transmembrane transporter activity; L-glutamate transmembrane transporter activity
Source: RefSeq, a predicted model, not a curated record
CAGUCACCCUGUCCCAGCCACCCGGUCAGCACCCAGCUUCCCAACGCUCCAAGCCACACGCCAUAUCUUCAGGCUUCAAGACCAGCCAUUCACCCUCCGCCCAGCAACAGACCUCUCCUUCAGGCUUCAGGACCAGCCAGCCAACCUUAAUUUAGCCAGCCACCCUUACUCCAGGACCCGCCUCCACCAACUGUCUGUAGCCAACCAGCCUCUCCUCUUAUCCAGCCAGACUAGCAGACCCAUGGCACAACAGCAACAGAUAAACCUCCCAGCCAAGCUGAUCAACGGGGGGGUAGCAGGUAUUGUGGGUGUGACCUGUGUGUUCCCCAUCGACCUCGCUAAGACACGCCUCCAGAACCAACGCAGUGGACAGCAGAUCUACCGGAACAUGAUGGACUGCCUCAUUAAGACUGUCAGAUCUGAAGGCUACUUCGGAAUGUACAGAGGAGCUGCAGUGAACCUUACUCUGGUGACUCCUGAGAAGGCCAUCAAACUAGCAGCAAACGACUUCCUUCGACACCGACUUAGCAACGAUGGGGGCAAACUGACAGUGCUGAAGGAGAUGAUGGCCGGAUGUGGAGCAGGGAUGUGUCAGGUCGUCAUCACCACUCCUAUGGAGAUGCUAAAGAUCCAGUUGCAAGAUGCAGGCAGGCUGGUGGCCCAGCAGAGAGUGAUGCCCUCCCUGGUUCCAUGUCUACAGAUGGGCAAUACCAUCGCUGUCCAGAGUAGAUCCUACAAUGCCCCUUCGCUGGUCCGGCCCUCGGCCAUGCAGAUCGCACGGGAGCUCCUGGCCACCAAGGGUGUGACGGGGCUGUACCGAGGUCUGGGAGCCACGCUCAUGAGGGACAUCCCCUUCUCCGUAGUCUACUUCCCUCUCUUCGCACACCUCAACCAGCUGGGCCAGCGGUCGCUAGGAGACACCACCGUGCCUUUUUAUUGGUCAUUCCUGGCGGGCUGUGCCGCCGGCUCUACUGCUGCAGUGGCUGUCAACCCCUGCGACGUGAUCAAGACCAGACUCCAGUCUUUGAGUAAAGGAGCUAAUGAGGAGACAUACAGUGGAGUGGUGGACUGUAUCAGUAAGAUUCUGCGUAAGGAGGGUCCGGGGGCCUUCCUGAAGGGUGCUGGCUGUAGAGCCUUGGUCAUUGCUCCACUGUUUGGUAUAGCUCAAGUUAUGUAUCUGAUUGGAGUGGGAGAGUUCGUACUGGGAAACACGACCUUCGACCUGUACUCUGCAUAAAGGACAGCACCUGUUGCAGCUAGGAUCAGAGCUCAACCACAUGCUCACUGGUUUAUUCAUCGCAGGUGAACUGUUUGAGAGCACAGAGAUGCUAUGUUAAUCAUGGUGGUCAAUGAGGCCAUUUUGUUGUUUUUCUACCUGUUGCUCUUAGAGAGUUCAUGGAGAUCCAAGAUGGAUGCCGGCAUGUGGUAGCAUAUGUAACUGGCUAACUUGAAAGGCUGUGAAUGAAACUGCAGGGAGCAGUUGUCAGUGCGCCAGCAUUCUGUCACAUACAGUACUGUGCCGAAGUCCUAGACACCUGAAAGUCAAACUAAUUCAGAUAGUGUGUAUGUGUAAAAAGGAAUAAUAUUCAUUAUAUUCAUGUAUUGGUAUAUGUUAUAUAGAUAUGUAUUUUAAUGAAAACACUUACUACCCAAACGAAUGGCCUUAGAAUGACUUUCAUGUGACUAAGGCUUUUGCACAGUGCUGUAGGUAUUCCCUCAAUGAGGGUUUCUAAUGUCCAGCAGUUCCCCCGAACUUUGCCUAAUAUAAAACCCUGGUCAUUCCCUCAAUCCAAACUUUAGCUCUAACCUCAACCAGGAUCCUGUCUCCUCACCUUAUUCCUUUCAACAUCCUUCGGCCAAAUUGCCACGACUCUGUGUCCCUUUGCCCCUGUCCACUUCGAGGUCAAACUCCCCCAUAUCUCAUAUCGCCAGCCCUACCAUAUCAUUCCCUGUAAGUUGAUAACACUAAUCUAACUGUCUUGUUACACUGUGACACAAGCCAAGGAUUUAUGUAUGUUACUAAACCGUGGAGGAGUGAAUAAAUUAGAACACGGUAAUGGUAGACACACUGACCCUCACAGAUAUUGCCCAACACCCUUUGGACAAUUUCAAAUUAGUUUUGUCAGUGCCGGAUCUCAAUUACAAUUCACCUUAGUUAAGCCAAAAUAUUUCCUGUGGUGUCUGAGGGUUCACGUUGGUUAGCGAGGGUCAGAAAACCUGAGCAUGUGCGCCAAAUGUAAUUUUAGUUUAGUUUUACUGAACAAGGGAUAUACAAACAUAUCAGUCAUAGUGCCACUGUGUGGUCAAUAUGAAUGUUCUUGCAUAUGUUGUCUUGACAGUUUUGAAAUCUGUUACAAUAUUGGUUUGACUGAUUCCUAUUCAUGUAUUUUUCCAGAACAUGACCACAUCAAUGUUUAUUGGUCAAUUAUGUUGUUAUUACUAAUCUAAAAAUGUUUUUGCAUUCAGGGAAAUUUAUCAAUAGAUGCCCCAUAUAGUUUUAUUUUGCAGAUCAUCAUCGGGUGCCAGAGGAGUAAUGUAGUAAGCUUUUGUCACAAUAUAAAAAAUACAGAAAAUCUACUAGGGUGGCCAUUUCUCUAUGGCAAGACGCAUUAUUUACCAAGUAUAGUGAAAAUGGUGCCAGUGGGGUUCUCUGUAUGCAGGAAACAAUUCUCACCCACCCUCAGACUAGACUUUUAGCAACAUGUGCAUAUCUAGCGAUGUUAGCAUUGUGUAGAAUGUGUUACAGCGUAAUCAAUAUUGGCAUUUUAGCCAUCAGACAAUGUUUAUCUAGGCAGAGUUAAAGAAAUUUAAGUUGCUCUACUUGAACAUUAUAUAUGUUUUUUAUUAUGGUUUAAAAUAAUGUGUUUGUAAAUACUGUGUUUACAAAUAUACAUUAUAAUAUAUCCAAAUUAUAAUGUAUGUUUGUUUGUCUCUCAAAGUGAUAGUAAUUUUCAGUUCUCCGAACAGCAGCCCGUUAGGGCAACUGAAUAUUCAUAGGUGUAAUGAGGCGUUAGUUACUGUUUAAAAACAGCCACUAUGUUGUAACAGAGACCCUCACUCACACAACCUGGGUUACAUGGUCAAUUAUUACAUGUAAUCUGCUUAUGAAAACUGUAACUGAAAUCAGUUACACAAACAGCAAACCAUUUUGUAAUCAGAUUAGAGAUAGAGUUAUUUUGAAAAAGUUGAUGAUUACUUAAAGGGGGAGGAUUUGAAUGGAUCCUUCUUGUCUUUUCAUAAGGCCUCUUAAAAUGGAUAGUUACUCAAUUACUGAGUUUAGGUAAUCCCAAAAUUAAGUAACCGAUUAAAGUACCUAUGUAACAAGCUAGUAACUGUAUAUGGACAUGUUAGCAGUGACUGGACUGGAUGACAUUUUAACAGUACCAUACACAACCCUGCCUGUUCAUACUUUUGGAUAAAACAGGAGUCCAGCAGACUGCUAGCAUAGAUUAAUAAAACCUGUAUGGGAUGAACACUCAACAUUUCAAAUGUAUGCAGGUGUAAAAAUAACAAUAUUUAGGCCUACAAAAUCUAAAAUCAAUCAGAAGCAUGCCUGUAGGUAGCCUAAAUUCAUUAGGGCAAUAUUAUAUUUUCAAAGCAAAGGUAGGCUGUAUCGAAUUAACUUAAAUUAAUUACAAAGCCUUUGCAGCAACAACGCCUAACUCAUUUACCCUAGAGGCUAUACACUGCAUGUUUAAUGAAAUAAAAAAAGACUAUAAAAGACUAUAAUCUACUGCCCUAAUCAUAGAAAUGUAUUGAAAUAUAAUUGCCCACAUUAACAAUAUAAUGUAUUGAAAUAUUACAGCCUAUUUUAAUAAAUAUAAUGUGCCUAUAUUAAUUAAUAUCAAAGCCUAUGAGUACCCUCCAGUUCCACUAUGCCUGCAUGCUCCAGGACCAGGUGGGAGUCGAUUCAGAAAGUAAACCACAUUUGAAUUUCACUGCAUGCGACACUGUAAAUGGAUUUUAAAAAGUCGCUCAGGAAAAUAUGAAUUUGUCCUUUUAAAACUACUUGUAACACAAAUUAUGUCUGUGAUAUAAAGUUUCUAAUGACAUGUGGAUUACAUUGAUUAGUUUAGGAAAAUUGGAGGGGACCUGAACAAUAAAAAAAAAAACUCAGAUUUGAAAUGAAGUUUCAGUCACAUUGAGUAUCUUGGCCUAUUUUGGCAGGGUCAUUCUAAUUAUAAUUUUAGCGUACUUCAUGAAAAGACUGGAAUUCAACUGAAUGCUUUCCAUUUUUAGAAUGGGUUCCAUGGGAAUGACAUGUCCUCUAGAUUUAACAGGGAGGUCGAUUUAACAGGGAGGUCGAUUUAACAGGGAGGUCGAUUUAACAGGGAGGUCGAUUUAACAGGGAGGGUGAUUUAACAGGGAGGGUUGAUUUAACAGAGAGGUCGAUUUAACAGGGAGGUCGAUUUAACAGGGAGGAUGAUUUAACAGGGAGGGUGAUUUAACAGGGAGGAUGAUUUAACAGGGAGGAUGAUUUAACAGGGAGGUCGAUUUAACAGGGAGGAUGAUUUAACAGGGAGGAUGAUUUAACAGGGAGGUCGAUUUAACAGGGAGGUCGAUUUAACAGGGAGGUCGAUUUAACAGGGAGGGUGAUUUCACAGGGAGGAUGAUUUAACAGGGAGGUCGAUUUAAUAGGGAGGUCGAUUUAACAGGGAGGUCGAUUUAACAGGGAGGUUGAUUUUACAGGGAGGUCGAUUUAACAGGGAGGUCGAUUUAACAGGGAGGUCGAUUUAACAGGGAGGGUGAUUUCACAGGGAGGAUGAUUUAACAGGGAGGUCGAUUUAAUAGGGAGGUCGAUUUAACAGGGAGGUCGAUUUAACAGGGAGGUUGAUUUUACAGGGAGGUCGAUUUUUACGUUUUAUAUAUUCACAAACGUCUCUGUAUGCAAGUCUUUAUGUGCACAAGAAAUGUAAAAACAAACCAAACAUACACCUCAGCACAAAAUAAAGACUAAUGAAACAGAA